Messenger RNA from Hyla sarda, 1801 nucleotides. Its product is annotated as protein kinase C theta type-like. The transcript has a single exon. Gene Ontology annotation, biological process: intracellular signal transduction; peptidyl-serine phosphorylation. Gene Ontology annotation, molecular function: ATP binding; protein serine/threonine kinase activity. The record is from RefSeq and is a predicted model, not a curated record. The coding region runs from base 99 to 1637 and encodes 512 amino acids. Lineage: Eukaryota; Metazoa; Chordata; Amphibia; Anura; Hylidae.
AUCUUUCACAAAGUGUCUUUCGGGACAGACUCUUUUGCGCUACUUGCUAGUGGAUUGAUUUUGAAGUGCUUAGUUGAAGACUUAGUUGAAGACUCAACAUGAGCAAGAGAAAGAAGAUAACAUUUUCUUCUUCAGAGGAUGAGGAAGACAGUGCCUCAAAGCGGAGAGCAGGCACAGUGGCCGUGCCUAUAUCUCUAUGGAACCGCAUUAUGGCAUACCUUAAACAGGAAGGAAAGGACAACAUGGCCACAGCAAAGGCCCAGAUUGGGAUUACAAAAAUCCAUCAGGAACAAUUGGAUCUUACAUCAAGUAAGAGAACCAGUGAUGACUCCAGAUGUCCUACAGGAACAUGGCCAGAAAAAAAAAAUGACCAGAGAAAGAGAGACUGGGUACAUAUGGACUCUACAUCACUGAAGGAAGAUGGCCCUGGCCCCAUCAAGAAAGCCAAGGUGAGCAGUCUUAUUGAAAAAGAACUUCAUGAUGAGAAUAUUACAAAAACACCAAAGGCGGAGCAGCCCAGGAAAUCUCUGCUCCCGCUAACAGUGGACAAGUUCACCUUCCACCAUUCCCUAGGACAAGGAUACUUUGGUAAGGUGAUGUUUGCAACAGACUGUGUACGGGGGGAACAGGUUGCCAUCAAAUCCGUGGAGAAGAGAGCCCUGCUACAUAUGUCUAAUGGUUUGGUGGAGAGGAAAGUGCUAGAGCUGGCUCGGGAGAACAUCUUCUUGGUGCACGGGUAUGGAGCCUUCCAUACACAGAAUUACAUCUAUUAUGUGAUGGAACUGGUAGGUGGUGGGACUCUCCAUGAAUAUCUGACUAAAGUGCCAUCUCCAACUUUAGGGAUUGUAAAGUUUAUCGGUGCUGAACUUGUUUGUGGACUGCAGUUCAUUCAUUCUAAAGACGUCAUACACCGAGACCUGAAGACAGAGAAUAUCUUACUGACCAGCAGGGGGCACAUCAAGAUUGCAGAUUUUGGGCUUGCCCUGGACAAUGUGUUUGGAAAAACACCAGGCAGAGAUAUUAUGUCAACCCCUGGUUUGGCUGCACCCGAAAUGAUAUUGGGUCAACCAUAUGGCUGUGGUGUGGACUGGUUUGCCUUUGGGGCAAUAAUGCACCUGAUGUUAACAGGAAAAACCCCUUUCUGUGGAAAAAGUCGUGCACAAGUGGAAAGAAACGUCUUAGAACGUCCUAUAAAAUCCAUCUGGUUUGGACCUUUCACUGGAGACUUCUUAGCACGGCUCUUAUGUAAAGACCAGUCACAGAGAUUAGGGGAACAUGGAGACAUCCGCAAUCAUCCCUUUUUCUUCUCUAUAAAUUGGGAGAAGUUGGAAGCUGGCAAAGUGGAAUCUCCAGUCAUCGCCAAUCAAGGUUCCUUGGAGUCAUACACAAUGCAGAGGAUCCAGGUGCCUCACGCUGAGAUAUGGAAAGAGCCCAUCCCGGAGAUGUUCCAGCAAGUCUUCAAUAGUGUGCCAUUCGUGUGUUCUGCAUGGGCAGAACAUUACCACAAUGCCCCUAUGCAUCCAGACGCUGUACCAAAAUUUGACCUUGAAGAAAUCUGUGACAUCCUAGACCUGGGCCUUCUGAGUGCGACAACUUCAGUCUUGGAUGAGAGCGGUCAUAACAACUCAGACACCUGAUAUUUCAAAGAGGACAAAGCAACAUCUCAGCACUACCCACCAUUCCAUCAUGUAGGCAUCGGCCACAAGUCAUCACAUGGGACCGCACACUGCUGAAUCUGCAACCUCCUAUUGUGUAUAUAAUACAAAUCUGUAAAAAAAAAAAAAACAAAGUGUCAUUCUCU